Lobosporangium transversale is the source of this 753-nucleotide messenger RNA. RefSeq lists its product as hypothetical. NCBI's taxonomy places the organism in Eukaryota, Fungi, Mortierellomycota, Mortierellomycetes, Mortierellales, Mortierellaceae. The record is from RefSeq and is a predicted model, not a curated record. The transcript has 4 exons. The coding region runs from base 1 to 753 and encodes 250 amino acids.
AUGAAAGCCCAUGAAACUCAUUGGGGUGCUGUGGCGAGAGGCAUGCCACAUGUCACAUCUUUGGAAACCCACUUAAAAUGUAGUCAGGACUUGAUGUGCAGCACAACACAGAUAUCAAUGAUACUCAGUAGAAUUGACACAACUGCGAAGGCAACUUCCAGAACUUCGUGCUUCUUCAGCUUCUCGGGUCUCGAAGAUCCUCCAAAACCAAUUACAGAAAUCUUUGCCUACACUGGGCAGCAUGAUGCUCCAACGUCUAUCAAAGAUGAUCAUAGAUUACGUAAUGUGCUCCAUGUCUGCAAGGUGCACUCCAAGCGUAUACUGACGAUAUCUUUGGAAAGUCCUAGGAAAAGCUUCUCCGAAUGGAAGUUUGCCGACGUCUGUCAUAAAUAUGAUCUUUCUAUUAACCCAGAUCCAGAUCUUCCACUGCUAUUACCAGUGCUCCUAUUCGAACUGAAACUUUCGCCAUUGGAUACAGCUGAACGCGUGCAAGCUUUUGAAUCGCUUGUGAAGGAAGUUGAAGAUAGAGCGCAAACACUCCUACUGGUCGGCUCAAAUGAAUCAACAAGGUCUCUGAUCGUUGCGUCCUUUCUUGUAUGCGCUACGAAGCUGUUCAAGUCAGACAUGUACCUUGCGUGCGAAAAAAAAUCUGGUCGGACGCCGAGGAAGUGCGCCAGUCGACUAUUCUGUACAUACAAGAUUGAAUAUGGAUUUUGUUCUCAAUGUUACCGAGGUGAAGGAGGAAGACUUUAA